This is a messenger RNA of Drosophila albomicans, 2212 nucleotides long. It is a transcript of the gene DIP-zeta, whose product is annotated as lachesin. Lineage: Eukaryota; Metazoa; Arthropoda; Insecta; Diptera; Drosophilidae. Gene Ontology annotation, cellular component: neuron projection. The record is from RefSeq and is a predicted model, not a curated record. The transcript has 9 exons. Bases 195 to 1733 code for a protein of 512 amino acids.
CUGUUGUGAAAAGAAAUCCGAGUGACAAACGCAUCGCAACGCAACGAGAAAAGAGAAUAAAUAUUCAAAUCGCCGAGGGCAUUCCGAGGAAGGAGAACGUGGAGCCGCACUCCUAGAGAGAUGCACUUUAGCCAGGCCACGAGGCCAUCAUUGGUGCUCCUGGCUGGGGAAAGUGGCAAGGCAACGGCAAGUUGAUGUUGCUGCCGUCUUGGCAUUUAAUUGGGGCCCUCCUUGUGCUCACGGCAACAGCGGGGGACUCCACCAAUAAGAUCAUCUUGCCGCAGAUACUCAACGGCAGCGUCAACGGCGGAGCUGCCUCCGGCAACAAUGCCAAGCACACAAGUGGCACCGGCAAAUCAACGAUACCAGCAACUGGCGGUGGCAUCGCCGCCAAUGGCAACACAAUUCUUGGCAGCAAUGGCGUAAUUGUUGCAGGUGGCGUGCCCAAUGUGCCAACAUCGAAUUUAAAUACUGUUGUUGAAGAACCCGAAUUUACUGAAUACAUCGAAAAUGUAACUGUACCUGCUGGACGUAAUGUCAAAUUGGGUUGCUCAGUGAAGAAUCUUGGCUCAUAUAAGGUUGCAUGGAUGCACUUUGAGCAAUCGGCGAUACUCACGGUCCAUAAUCACGUGAUCACGCGGAAUCCGCGCAUCAGUGUCACGCACGACAAGCACGAUCGACAUCGCACUUGGUAUUUGCACAUCAACAAUGUGCACGAGGAGGAUAAAGGACGCUACAUGUGUCAGAUCAACACCGUGACGGCGAAAACGCAGUUCGGCUAUCUGAACGUUGUAGUGCCACCGAAUAUCGAUGACUCGCUCAGCUCCAGCGAUGUCAUAGUUCGCGAGGGUGCCAACAUAUCGCUGAGAUGUCGGGCCAGCGGCAGUCCCCGCCCCAUAAUCAAAUGGAAACGUGAUGAUAAUUCGCGCAUAGCCAUCAAUAAGAAUCACAUAGUCAAUGAAUGGGAGGGUGAUACGCUGGAGAUAACUCGCAUCUCUCGCCUGGACAUGGGCGCCUAUCUCUGCAUUGCAUCCAAUGGGGUUCCACCCACGGUUUCCAAGCGCAUCAAAGUCAGCGUGGAUUUUCCACCCAUGCUGCUGAUACCACAUCAAUUGGUUGGUGCGCCCGAAGGUUUCAAUGUCACCAUCGAAUGUUUUACGGAGGCGCAUCCAACCUCUCUGAAUUACUGGACACGCGGCGAGGGACCAAUCAUACACGAUUCAUACAAAUACAAAGUCGAAUCAAGUGUCGGCGUGCCUGCUUAUAAAACGCAUAUGAAACUCACAAUUAUCAAUGUGGGAAGCGGCGAUGAUGGCAUCUAUAAGUGUGUAGCCAAGAAUCCCAGAGGCGAAACUGAUGGCAUUAUACGACUGUAUGUCUCGUAUCCACCAACCACAGCCUCUUCGGGACUUUACACAACCGAAUCGCAUUGGGGUGAGGGCGGCAUUAAUAAUAUCGGUUAUGGAAACUCCGAUUCGACGCGUUCCAUAUAUGGGCAGGAUAAAAAUACGCGCUAUCAAUCGAAUUUGAAUGAAAUCGGUUUAUCAGAACAAAAAUCCUUCCUAGAUAAAACCCAAAAUGCGGCAACAGGAAACGGCAGCCCCUCAGACCCCGCACUCGACGGUGAUGGGGACAGCGACGAUGCCAACUGCUCGGUGGCCAUAGCGUGGCUGGUAUUGUUACCAACAUUGUUAAUAACGUUGCGGUCUAGGCUUAGCUUAAGUGUAUGUUAGCCAAAGCGAAAUGUAUCUUGUAGCUACAUAUCCAUACAACAUACGAUGUACUUCACUAGCGUUAAGGCUUAAGGAGAGACGAACUAGCAGAUACAAUUAGAUUGAAAUACUUACAAAUACAUAUACAAAUACUAUACAUAUACAGCAGAUACUUACUCGUAUAGCCCAUAGUAAUGAAGACCCUAGUUAUGAUCCGCCCCCGAAGAAACAAAAUGCAAGAAAGCCAAAGAGAGCUUGCUGCAUGGAAAUCCAAUGUGUAGCCACAACCAAUAUGAACUUAGCUUAGACCUGAGUAGGAAAAUUCACCAUCUCUUUCGAAGAUUAUUGCAUUCUGCUUAAUUGCUGUGCUUACACAUUGAAAUGACAUCGCAUAAAUCGAAAGAUGAGUAAUGUUUUAAUUAUUAUACCAUGAUAUAUUUGAGCGUUUAACGCUAAAGGCAUUUUUAUGCAUCCACUUUUCCCUCAACCCAUCACACACA